AUGCCCAUCGACUGUCUUGCCGGUGGUUGGUCGGUUGGUCGCAGUGAAAAUGGACAGACUCGACUUGGCUUAAACCUCUACGGCACUCUCUGCCAAAGGCGAUCUCGCAUGGGAAUCUUUCAGUUGCCUAACCCAGCUCCUGGUUCAGUGUACAGAAGCCUUAGGCCAACAGGAAAGCGAUUGUUGUCAACUUCUUCUGGAGCAAUACGACAAUGUUGGCUCCGAAGCCCGGAGGAUCAAGGCGACUGUAUCACAGACGGUAGCCAUGCUGAAUGUGUGCAUGGGCUCUGUGAAUCCGAUAGCUGGGCUGUCAAGACGACAGGCACAUGCAAGCCCACCAGCUCGCUUUGGGAACGGUCAGUCGCCUAUCAGCCGGUGAAUGCAUGCGCAUGUGGUUCCACUUUGCAUUUUGAAGAAAUG
Molecule: messenger RNA, 420 nt
Organism: Protopolystoma xenopodis
Lineage: Eukaryota; Metazoa; Platyhelminthes; Monogenea; Polystomatidea; Polystomatidae
Source: the annotation of a GenBank genome assembly